Lampris incognitus (smalleye Pacific opah) is the source of this 7974-nucleotide messenger RNA. RefSeq names its product rho GTPase-activating protein 21-like. Gene Ontology annotation, molecular function: protein binding; phospholipid binding. Gene Ontology annotation, biological process: signal transduction. The transcript is spliced from 25 exons. The coding region runs from base 591 to 6605 and encodes 2004 amino acids. The record is from RefSeq and is a predicted model, not a curated record. NCBI's taxonomy places the organism in Eukaryota, Metazoa, Chordata, Actinopteri, Lampriformes, Lampridae.
UCGUCCAUCUAGUCUGGCUCGUCGCGCCGCCAACUGUGUCCGAGAUAGGAAAGGCUUUCUUGGGAAAAAGAAAAAAAAAUCAUUUGCCCAAAUAUCGUGGAAGUGAAACAAGAAAUCGGACGACAUGAAGGAACUCCCGGGUUUUCGCUUUUUCGGCGGGUUCUCGCAAAGAAAUCCAUCCUCAGCGGGUGUUCGCCGUGUUUCCCGAGUGUGUUUCUCCUAACAACAGGUAGCAAAAAGCGUUUUCCAGCCAGCGUAGCUCAGGAGGACGCGCAGACCUCCUCCUCCUCCCCGCCCUGUGGGCUUCUGACAGUUUCGCUUCUGUUUCGGCAAGACGAAGAAGGCUUUACGAAAAACCGACAUCCUUUCUCCCAGAAACAUGGACGGCGUACGUUUUCGCACUUCGGGGGUUUUCUGGGAAUCCGUGACAGAUCGUAACCCAUAAACGGACAUGAAGAAGGAGGACGGCGUGGAUUAGGUCUAUUUCCUGAACGCCGCGGAUGGACGCAGCACCGCUCGGUUUUGGCAUCCCGCUUCCCCUCGAUGUGGGCUCUACAGGACUUCUUCUCCCUGUGGUUUGAAAUGAAAUAAUGGCGACACGUUGGACUGAUCCGCCGCAGGACAACGAGGAGAGCCAACACGGAGCCGUAUCUCCAUCUUGCGAGGGCAAGCAGAAGGAUGGGCGUGAUCAGAGUGAGGCAUCGGCCGCAGCCUCUCCCGGGGGAGAGGAGGAGCCGUUUUCCUGGCCGGGGCCCAAGACGCUCCGCCUGCGCCGCACUUCCCAGGGCUUCGGCUUCACGCUGCGCCACUUCAUCGUCUACCCUCCCGAGUCGGCCGUCCACUCCUCCCUCAAGGAUGAAGACAACGGCAAUCGAGGGAGACAGCGAAACCGCCUGGAGCCAAUGGACACCAUCUUCGUCAAGCAAGUGAAGGAGGGAGGCCCCGCCCACGGAGCUGGACUCUGCACAGGGGACCGGAUAGUGAAAGUGAAUGGAGAAAGCAUCAUUGGGAAGACCUAUUCCCAGGUCAUAGCCUUGAUUCAGAACAGUGACGCGUCUCUGGAGCUCUGUGUGAUGCCAAAGGAUGAAGACAUUUUACAGUUGGCCUAUUCCCAAGAUGCAUACCUCAAAGGAAAUGAGGCAUACAGCGGAAAUGCCCGGAACAUCCCAGAGCCCCCUCCCAUAUGCUACCCACGGAUAGAGGCUAAAGCUGUGGGCAUGGCCCAGGCUUCAGAGCCCGCCCCGGCCAGUGAGCCCCACCAAGGUUCAGCUCAGAGCAGACGUGGGGGUGCCAUAGACAUGGGGUACCGUGUGGAGAUCCCGGUCCCCCCCUCUCCCCCACCCCAGCAGGCUUCAAAGACCCAGACAGCUGUGUGUGUGUGUAAUGAGAGUGUGAGAACAGUGGUGGUGUCCCCUGACCCAGUGGACAGGGGGUCCCGUGCGGCUUGGGCUGGACCCAGCCAUAGGACAGAAGAAAAGCGGUACGUUCCCUCAGCUGACCCAGGCUCAGCCAGACCCAGACCCCUCAUACCCUCAGUACCUCCAGGCGGGGCACAGCUGCAGUACACGCCAUCUCGUCCUGCAGAACCGCCAGUCUACUCACCUGCCUCCAGCUCCAGACCUGACCAGAUCUGCUCUGACACCUUAUCCCCAUCCGUACGUGCCCCCCUGACUCCCAUAUCGCCUGACACCUUCUCCCCUGCUGCCUCGCCCAACAACAACCACUACUCUCCCUCCCCCACAGCCCCCUCCACUUCCCCUCACCAGAACAUUGACUGGCGGACCUACACCACCUACAAGGAUUACAUUGACGCCAAGCGGCUGCACAACUAUGGCUGCCGCACAAUCCAGGAGCGGCUGGAUAGCCUGCGGGCUGCUGCCAACGGCAACUCUGCCUACUCACAGCAAGUCGCAGUCUCUCCCCCUAGCGUUAGUCAAAGAGGAUUGGGCUCCCAGGUCAGACGGAGGAGCAGUUCCCAUGACCGAGGGGUAGUUUUGGGUUGCCAGAGCCCCCCAGUGGCAACACCCUUGCGCAGUGCCUCGCAGGAAAGGCUGGGCUGCGCAGCAGAGAGGACGGUACCAAACAGGAAUUGGCCUCGGAGUGCUUCCCAGGACACAUUGCCCUCCACAGCCCCCACGGGGGUUGCCAAACCCCGGGCACGGUCCUGUGACUACUUGGGACGGCAGCCGGGUGAACCAGGGGGCCUUGUUUCUGGGGACAGGGCAGCCUACAACCGGUCUGAGAUGGAGGACAGGUUGCUACUGUGCCGAGGAGAAGAGGCCAGAGCCAGCAGGCUGGGAUCAGGCAUCAGAGCUCUGCCCCAACCUCACAGGACUCUGGCUGAGCAGGAGGCAGAAGGGCGAGGGGUUGGAUAUUCUCACUCACCCCCUGCUGCCCCACUCUUUACUAAAGGUACGCCUGAUUUUCUUUUAUCUUCCAGGACAGACAGUCUCAUUUGUAGGCCAUCACGACUGCCUGUCAAAAAUUCAAACUCAGACCCAUUACCUGCCUCAUCUUCCUCUAACACCACAGACCAACUCAAAGACCAAAGAGCUGUCAUCAUGGGCAACCAUCUUGGCUUCUCCUCACCCUUGCAGCACCUGCAGCUCAGAGGGCGGGCGGAUAGCCUGAAGAUGGAAAUUAGGCAGGAGUCGGGACUGGCAGUCAGGUCCUCUUCCUGUUCUGGUGCCUCCUCCAAACUCCCUGUUCAGAGACAAAGCAGCACAGGCUCCUCUCCUUUAAGCGCCUCUACCGCUAAUGGAGCUGUGAACCUUAGGCCCAAGGCCAAAGACAACUCCACAGCCAGUCCUGCCAGUGCCCCUGUACGGACCGAUGGUGGGCUGAUGGAGGGUCUGGAGGGUCCUGACGCCACAGUAGUGGUUCUAAGGAGGGACAAAAACUCCGGACCCCCUCCUAUUCGCCACCCAUCCUACAUACAGGCUGUAAAUGAUGACAAAAGACCCCAGGCUCACUCCAAGUCACCAUUGUUGGUAAAGACGGGCUCUUCAGAGGGUGGAGUGUGUCGACUGUCUAAUGACACUCACCGGGAUGUUUACACAAGGAGGCUGGGAGACACACGCCAAGCCUCUGGCUCCAACAAUUUGGAUGAUUCUCUGGACUCCAUCCCUUUUAUAGAUGAACCGUCCAGUCCCAGCAUCGACCACGACAGCACACACAUUCUUGCCUCUGCUGUGAUAUCUGGAACGCCAGUAAUCACCACCAUCCCACCUAGCCCCACCUCACCUUCCCCUCUCAUUCGACGCCAGCUGUCACAUGACCAAGAUUCUCUUCGCCUCACAAUUACUGAGUCAGAUUCUGGUGCCAAAUCUGAGAGGUCCAAGUCCUUCGACGAGGGUCUGGAUAACUACAGAGAAGAAGGAAGAGGGAGGUCCUUGAUACCUGGGCUAAAGGGUCUGAAGAAGGCUGUGGACAGAUCAUCAGAGGAUUCCGGGUCCAGGAGAGAUUCCUCCUCGGACAUCUUCUCUGAUGCCACCAAGGAGGGCUUGCUGCACUUCAGACAGCUAAGCACUGACAAGACCAAGCGUGUCGGAGGUGGUAUGCGUCCAUGGAAACAGAUGUAUGCGGUGCUAAGAGGCCAUUCCCUCUACCUGUACAAGGACAAAAAGGAAGGACAGGCCCACGCCAAUUGUCAAGUGGUGGAUGAGCCCUUACCAAUCAGCAUCAAGGCCUGCCUGAUUGACAUCUCCUACAGCGAUACAAAGCGUAAGAACGUGCUGCGGCUGACCACCUCAGACUGCGAGUACCUGUUCCAGGCUGAAGACAGAGAAGAUAUGCUGGCCUGGAUUAGGGUCAUACAAGAGAACAGCAACCUAGAUGAGGAGAAUGCAGCCUUCACCAGCCGCGACCUCAUCAGCCGGAAGAUCAAGGAGUACAACACAUUGAUGAGUCCGACAGGCAGCAAGUCGGAACCGUCGCCCAAAUCGUCACGCCAGUCUCUGAGCAUCAGACAGACGCUGCUAGGAGGGAAGGGAGAAACCAAAGCGCAGAGUCCACACUCGCCCAAAGCCGAGCAGGAAAGGAAAAACAUGCACAAAGAUGACACCAGCCCACCCAAGGACAAAGGUACGUGGAGGAAGGGAAUCCCAGGACUGAUGAGGAAGCCGUUUGAAAAGAAGCCGUCUCCAGGGGUUACAUUCGGUGUGAGACUGGAUGACUGUCCCCCUGCACAGACAAACAGGUUUGUUCCCCUGAUUGUGGAGGUGUGCUGCAAGCUGGUGGAGGAGAGAGGGUUGGAGUACACGGGCAUCUACAGGGUCCCAGGGAACAAUGCCGCAAUUUCCAACAUGCAGGAGGAGCUCAACAACAAGGGCUUGAGUGAUAUUGAUAUCCAGGACGAUAAAUGGAGGGACCUCAACGUGAUCAGCAGUUUGCUGAAGUCGUUUUUCCGCAAGCUUCCAGAGCCUCUGUUUACCAACGAUAAAUAUGGAGACUUCAUUGAGGCCAACAGAAUAGAGGACCCAGUGGAACGACUCAAAGUGCUCAAGAGGCUGCUUCACGAGUUGCCAGAUCAUCAUUACGAAACCCUCAAGUUCCUCUCAGCUCAUCUGAAAGCUGUUGCUGACAACUCAGAGAAGAACAAGAUGGAACCAAGGAAUCUGGCUAUUGUGUUUGGUCCCACCUUGGUGCGUACCUCGGAGGACAACAUGACACACAUGGUGACUCACAUGCCAGACCAGUACAAGAUAGUGGAGACACUGAUUCAAAAUUAUGACUGGUUUUUCACUGAAGAUGGCAAUGGCGAGCCAGUGACUGUGUCCCAGGAGGAGAGCACCGUGGAGUCUCAGCCUGUUCCCAACAUCGACCACCUGCUCACCAACAUUGGCCGAACAGGCACCUCACAGGGGGAAGUAUCAGAUUCACCGACUAGUGAUUCAGCUAAAUCUAAGGGUUCCUGGGGCUCAGGGAAGGACCAAUGCAGCCGAGAGCUCCUGGUCUCCUCAAUCUUUGCUGCGGCCAGCCGCAAACGAAAGAAGUCAAAGGAGAAGCCACUGCCUAGCAGCUCAGAUGAUGACCUAGACGCAGUGUUCCCUAAGAAGGAGCUCCCAAGUCAGAAGCUGAACCACAGUGGCCACCAGACCGAGGCUCAAAAAGAGGUCCGAUCAAGGCCAGACACAAAAGAACAAGUUCGGGCAGGGGCAAGGAAAGAGAACAGUGUGGAGACAACUCCUAAAACUAAGAAAGAGCACAGGAAUUCCCUCUUCUUGAAGGAGAAGACUCCAUCCAGGCAGCCCUCUCCGGCGCCCUCCCCAUCCCCAAAACCCUCAGGCUCUCCCCGCCUCAGCUACCAAAUACGUCCGCUUGGAAAGUCCUCCCUUUCAGACCCUCCCUCCCAGCUGGAAGAGAACACUUCAGACCUUGGAACCAUGAGCUCUGGGGCAUCUGUGCUGAGGUCACAACCCAAAAAGCGGAGCUUGGGAGGAGCCCCUGACUUGCCUACUGCUGGAGCGGGGAUGGGGGCGGGGACGUCAGCUGGUGCCGAGGUGAGCUCUAUAACCUCAGACUACUCCACCACAUCUUCCAUUACCUUCCUGACUGGAGCAGAAUCGAGUGCGCUCAGUCCGGAGCUACAGGGGGGGGAGGAAGCGGAUGAUGAACGCAGUGAGCUCAUCAGCGAGGGCCGGCCAAUGGAGACGGACAGUGAAAGUGACUUCCCAGUGUUCGCCCCAGGGGGUGGCAGCAGCCAGUCCACACCAUGCCCAGAGCAGAGGCCGGCUAAGGAUGCAGUUCAGGAAAGAACAGAACCAACUGCUGGGGCACUAGAGGGUAGUGUUACCCCAAAACUGGAGGGACGACGCCUCUUCCCCUCGCACAAGUUGAUCGAAUGUGACACGCUGUCCAGGAGGCGGUCCCUACGACAGAAAACAGACAGCGAAUCAUCUGUGGAGGGCGUUGCCAGCAGCGGGGAACGUGUUGAGGGCAGGGCUGAGUCUUCCACGCGACUAUCUCGUGUUUUGGAGGUGAUGAAGAAGGGGCGAUCCACCGGCAGCCUCAGCUCUUCCUCCCGCAGCGAGUCGGAACGGCCUGAACCGGCUUGGCGCCUCAAGAUCACCGAGCGGCUCAAGUUCAGGUUGAGGACGUCUGCGGACGACAUGUUCGGGGUGGGCGCCCAGAAGAACCAUAGCCCAGACUCCCGCAACAAGAAGAAGAACAUCCGCAGGAGGCACACCAUGGGUGGCCAGAGAGACUUCGCAGAACUGGCAGUUAUCAACGACUGGAAGGAACAGGGCGGUGUGGACCAGGCGGCAGAACUGUCAGCCAUGGACCGCCUCAAGCCUAAAUGCUCCUCUCAGGAUUUCUCCAUCCGGGACUGGAUUGCCAGGGAGCGUUGCCGGGGUGGAAGCUCUGAGUUCAGCAUGGAAGUUGCACCCAAAGCGGUCCCUGAGGAUGACCCACCAGAAGCCAAGGAACCGUCUCCUCGGAGACCAUCUCCCACCAUCUCUCCCAGCCCACAGCCCAUGGUGGGGGAACAAGUCAACGGAAGUGGCCUGCAAGGCAAAAAUAAGGCCAACCUAGUGACAGAUGCACACCCGCACAAACUUUCUGGAGCCCAAGUCGUCCGCUCGCGGUUCUAUCAGUAUCUGUGAAUCAACAAAGGUGUGUGUGUGUCUGCGUUUGUGUACAUGUUUUCUUGUGAGAGAAGAGAGAACGCCUGGGUGAAUGUACGUAUGUUGCUUUUUCAACUAAGGUUACGGCACAAUAUGUUUUUUUACAAAGUAUAUAUCUAUAUAUACUGUAUGUACUGUAUCUAUUGUACAUAAUGUGUAUAGGCUCAUAUGAAUUGUUACUGGAGUAAAAAUGAAGAGGUGUGUUUGUGUGUGUGUGUGUGCUAGCAUGCGACCCCAUCGGCUUGAUGGCUGUACUGGAGCAGACGUGGAAAAAAUGUUAACUUGAGACAUCACCUCCCAAUAAUUCAAGAAUGUGAUCAUGCUGUUGGUAUGUGGUGUGAUGCCACAAACUCUGCUUGGGUAGAAUCGGUGUAUGGAACAGCAUACUGAAACCUACGAAAACCUAGAAGGGUCAGCUUGACAUUACUGAAGCAUCUCUCUCUUACUCUGCAGGAGGAAGACGUCUUUUCUGUAAGGAAUCGUGGUUCAAUUCUCCCUAUUAUGAAUGGUAUGAAGAAUGUAUUACUCAUGCUCAUGUUGACUAACACUAGUUGCUUGUGACAGAAAGGUCAUGUUAAAAACCAUAUGUACGAGUUUUUUGUUUUUCCUGUAUGUGAAAUCUGUUGAAAUUAUUGAGGGCUGCUUUCUGAGCUGUGUACUAUAGGAAGUCAUUUUUUAUAGUACAAUUUCAACAGCCAGAUAAUAGUCUGUGGGAAUUGAGAAUCCUAAUAGUUUUUAUCAAAUACAAAAUGAGAAAACUUUGUAAUGAAGUAUUGAAACAAUAGUAUGUAAUGCUUGGUACAGUAGUUUUGAUUUUCACACUUUGUCCAGUUAUAGUCCGAAAAGAACUUUUUUUUUUUUUUUUUAAACUUGUGUGAAUGAUUUUUGUUUCCUGAAAGUUAAAGUGCCUCUUUUUGAAUUGAUCAUCAUAAAUAGAUUAGGGUGCCAUUCCCUUGCUUUUACCAACAACUGUCACAACAAGACUGAGUUUUUAAAACAUUUUAAGGAACACAAACUCUUAAAAGCAUUCCAGAGGGAUUUUCCUUGUUUUUAAUCUCAUCGGUUCAUUUUUUUGGGAGUCCUAUCAUUUACUUGAGUUUCUCUCACAGAGAAAUUUGAAAAAUUGAGGUUAUAUUUCAAUGUUUAUAUUUUUUUAUUUUUAAUCAGAUUCCGCUGUCCCCUUUGUAUUUUAAAAGUGCAGUAAAAUGCAUGGACGCGUAUAACCUUGGAGUAAGAAGAAAAAAAACUCUGGAAGUGCAUGAGACAGUGUUUUUCAUCUCACCUGUGUACAGCAUAAAUGGGUGCAAUGGCCUCCCUCAAGAAACACUGGAAAUAAAUAAUCUUUAUU